Molecule: messenger RNA, 953 nt
Organism: Patella vulgata (common limpet)
Lineage: Eukaryota; Metazoa; Mollusca; Gastropoda; Patellidae
Product: glutamine--tRNA ligase
Exons: 11
Coding region: 18-953 (311 amino acids)
Biological process (GO): glutaminyl-tRNA aminoacylation
Cellular component (GO): aminoacyl-tRNA synthetase multienzyme complex; cytosol; cytoplasm
Molecular function (GO): glutamine-tRNA ligase activity; ATP binding
Source: RefSeq, a predicted model, not a curated record
GUUCACGCGAAAUCAACAUGGCAUCCGAACUCGUGGAUUUGUUUGUCGGCAUCGGUUUAACCGAACAGAAAGCUAAAGAAACAAUUAAAAAUGAACAAGUUUCGAAGAAUUUAAAAGGAGCUAUCGAUACGGCCAGCAGUGUCUCAAAUGGGAAAGAUCUGAAAGAAGUUGGCAAAUUGUUAUAUCACAUAGCAACUAAAUUAAAGGCUCAAAUAAAGAAUAGACAGCCAUUGUUGGUAGAAUAUGUCGUUAAGAAAAAGAUCUCCUCAGAAAACCAGCUUAAUGCUGCCAUGGAGUAUUUGCUGUCCAAUCCUGUGGAUAAAAUUGAUAUAAAGGAGUUUGAGAAGGCAUCUGGUGUUGGUGUGGUUAUCUCCCCUGAAGAGAUAGAAACAGCUGUGGAGGAGGUGAUUGGAAAAUAUAAAAAUGAUCUCAUUGAAAGUAGAUAUAAAUUUAACACUGGAAAAUUACUUGGUGAAGCCAAAGGUAAAUUAAAAUGGGCUGAUGGGAAAGCUGUAAAAAAUGAAGUUGACAUGCAGAUUUUAGAUUUACUGGGACCAAAAACAGAUGCUGAUUUAGAAAAAGCUCCAAAACAAAAGGCUCCGAAACCAGCGAAGACGGCGCAGGACAGUAAAACAGAUGUUCCAGCUUCUACGGAAGAUUUUAUGGGAGCUGAUGGACAUGUUAAAAGUUUUAUGGACUUAAUGGGUGAUGCUGUCAAAUUCCACAAAACAGGAGAGAAUUAUAAGACUGAUGGAUAUGUUAUAACUCCCAACACGAUGGAUAUUCUUAAAGAACAUCUGAAAAAAACGGGGGGAAAGGUUUACACACGAUUUCCACCAGAGCCUAAUGGUAUUCUUCAUAUUGGCCACGCUAAAGCUAUCAACUUUAACUUUGGUUAUGCAAAGUGGACAGGUGGUAAUUGUUAUAUUAUAUGUUUAGUGGAUGGGUGGUAA